Molecule: messenger RNA, 711 nt
Organism: Parnassius apollo (apollo)
Lineage: Eukaryota; Metazoa; Arthropoda; Insecta; Lepidoptera; Papilionidae
Source: the annotation of a GenBank genome assembly
AUGUGUAAUAAAAGUAUUAUUGUUACUACAUUGUUAGUAGUUUUCUGCACAUCGGUUAUAGAAUCAGUGUCGUUCAUUAAGAAGUGUAAGUCUGACGAUUCAAAAUGUAUUAAAGAGUCCGCGCAAGCAGCUAUUCCGACCUUUGCUUCUGGUCUGCCUGAAUAUGGAGUCAAAUCGUUGGAUCCUUUUACAUUCGAGAAGAUUGAUGCCAGCACAAGCAGCUUAGAGCUUAUACUGACCGAUAUCACGGUAAAAGGCCUUAAAAACUGUAUAGCAAAGAAAAUCAAACGUGAUAAGACCAAAUCUAAACUUUUCAUCAAAUUGUUAUGCUCAGCCGAUUUGGAUGGUCAAUAUAAGAUGAAAGGACAUCUUCUUUUUCUUUCACUUGAAGGCAAUGAUGCAGUCCACGUAAAGCUAAGACAAGCUGAAAUCAACGUAGAAGUAGAUUUAGAAGCACAAGACAACAAGUGGAAUAUCAAGCACUGGCAGCAUUCAUUUAAUCUAAAAGGCAAAUCCGAAGUAAUUUUUGAAAAUCUGUUUAGUGGCAACAAAGAUUUGGCCGGCGCAGCUCAAGAAGUUAUAGCCCAAAGUGGAAACGAUAUAAUUUAUGAAGUGGGUCCUCCAGUAAUAAAAGCCGUCAUUGACCAAGUUGUUAAAACGAUCAGUAAUUUCUUCCACGCUGUACCUGCAGAUGAACUAUCCAUAGAUUAA